Messenger RNA from Plasmopara halstedii, 1455 nucleotides. RefSeq lists its product as hypothetical. Bases 1 to 1455 code for a protein of 484 amino acids. The record is from RefSeq and is a predicted model, not a curated record. Gene Ontology annotation, molecular function: acid phosphatase activity; ferric iron binding; ferrous iron binding. NCBI's taxonomy places the organism in Eukaryota, Oomycota, Peronosporomycetes, Peronosporales, Peronosporaceae. The transcript is spliced from 2 exons.
AUGGUAACGAAAAGAGUCCAGAUUAUUGGUGUUGUGGUGACCAUCGCAGUAAUUGGAGUGAUUGCUGCAAUCAUCUUGACUCGCCAAUCCGAUAGUAGCAGCGUGAACAACGAGUCGUCUGGUCCAAACGUCUCGGACUCCGCUUCAGGUACAUCGGGAGAUACGGAUGAUCAGUCGACUGGAACUUCAUCCGAGAAUUCUACCAAUGAAAAAACCGGUACAAAGUCAAAGACGAGCUCAAUUACUUCCGAUCCGACGUCUGCCAAGUUCUCGCUGGCUGCUUUUGCCGUAGGUGACUGGGGCACCACUAUUUACCAGGAUUCAUGCUGCACACGUUCGGACACGUUUAACAACUACGAUAUCUUAGCUGAGGAUGUCGUGGCAAGUAUCAUGAACACCCAAGCAGGCAACGCUGAUAUCAAACCAAAAGCUAUUCUAGGACAUGGCGACAACUUUUACUGGACUGGUAUCAACAGCGAGGAAGGACGAGAUUCCCGUUUCGCGACGACUUUCGAAAAAAAAUUCAGCGGCGAAAACAUUGCAUCAAUUCCAUUUAUAAAUGUCUUGGGCAACCAUGAUUACGGUGGUGGUAGUUAUAUUUGCCACAAAGGAGACGAGAAUGCCAAGUGCAAUAGUCCUGAAGAAAUUGUUGAGGGUCUAGAGAACAAAUUUAAAUGGCAACAAGAGUACACGAGCCCAAACGACAAUCGCUGGAUUCUUAAGGAUCACUUUUACAGCUACACUAUUGCCGACGAAGACUCGGGUGUGAGUAUUGAAAUUUUCAAUAUUGACACUGGUGAUGCCGACGUACAUGCUGCAAUACAAGUAUGCUGCCAAUGUUAUGCCUAUUCAGGAGGUAGUGAUAAUUCGUGCGAUGGUGUUGCGCGCGGUCACAAAUUCUGUGCUGGUGGUGACAAUGAUCUGUAUGAUGCAUGCUUUGCUAAGUUUGAGGAAUGGGGUAGUGAAUCACGCAAGCUGUUGGUCGAGCAUGCUGCUGCUUCCAAUGCUACGUGGAUGGUUGUCAACAGCCACUACAGUCCCCAUGUACACUACGACCCAGAGGGUGUGAAAGAGUGGUUUAAAAUUCUUAAGGAUUCUGGCAUCCAUGCGUGGAUUUAUGGUCAUACCCACGGAGAGAAGCACGACUACUCCGAGUCACAUGGCAUCCAUUUUGUUGAAAAUGGAGCUGGUGGCGGUAUUCAGAAGGAAGCUGCCAGCGGUAUUACGACAUACGCUGCUGAGUAUGCAAAGAAUGUGUGGACGUAUUCGGGGGACGAGUACGGUUUUUUCUCGCUUGAAGCUUCAGCGGAGUGGAUGAUGCUGCAGUAUCACACAGCUGAUAAAGCAUGGUCUUUUGGAUCAACCAUGGGUGAAACAACUGUUGGUGGAGUCGAAACGAAGCAUUGCUGGUAUAUUCCUGCUGACGGAGGUGAAGGUCAGGAGUGCACAUCGUAA